AUGGCGAGCACCGACCUCAAGCAGACGUUGACGCCAACCCUCCUUCAGGAGGUGCACGAGUUGUGGUUCAAGCACCUCAACAGCGAGGAGCUAUUCAUUCUUCCCGGAUGGGCCGAGAUGGGGAAGUGGUUUGCUCGCGAUGAAGAAUUUGACAAAGUCUGCCUCACCAACUUCCGGCCUGCAUUGGAGACAAUCAUUGCCUCUGGAGCAUCAGCCGCCGAUAUCAUCUCAGCAAUAAACCCAUCCUCCCCGAUGGAUUGGCUUAACCUCAUCAUUCUACUAGACCAAAUUCCCCGUAAUUGCUACCGGGGAGACGAGUCGAAGGUGGUAUUUGGGAUCUUCGAUCCCCUAGCUGAGGAAAUUGCUCUUCAAGCAUUCGCACAAGGCAUCCCGACCCAGUCGUCGUAUUACAGGUAUCGCAUCGCUUAUCGCCAUUGGUUCCAUAUGCCUCUUAUGCAUUCGGAGAAUCUGGCUGUGCACGAGCAAGCCGUCAAGGUGCAUGAAGAUACAGCGAAAGAUAUUGAAGAGUUCUUGGCUAGAGAUCCGGAAUCUUUGAGCGAAGAGGAGAAACCGUGCUACAGGGUUCUGUCUGAGAAGGCGGAGGCACUCAAGGCGUUGUUGAGUGAUAUAGAGGACUAUGAGAUCAGGCACAAAGUUAUUAUUGAGAAGUUUGGCCGGUACCCUCAUCGGAAUCAACCGUUGGGUAGAGAGUCUACCCCGGAGGAGAUUGAGUAUCUGAGGAAUGGGGGUGAGACAUUUGGUUGA
Penicillium bovifimosum is the source of this 765-nucleotide messenger RNA. RefSeq names its product DUF924 family protein. Bases 1 to 765 code for a protein of 254 amino acids. The record is from RefSeq and is a predicted model, not a curated record. NCBI's taxonomy places the organism in Eukaryota, Fungi, Ascomycota, Eurotiomycetes, Eurotiales, Aspergillaceae. The transcript is spliced from 2 exons. Gene Ontology annotation, molecular function: protein binding.